AUAGAUCACAUAUAAGCAUCACACAUGUCUGUUGACGAAUACCUCCAGCAGAUCUACUACCACUUCCAGACGCUGGUGUUAGAGCCGCAGCAGCUCUCGCCGCUUCUUCUGCCUGACCCGAUGAUCAAUAGACGGCUCCCCGCGCUCCAGCAGGAACUCCAGCGGUACGGGACACCCCAGCAGCUCAAUGCUCUCAUAAACGCCAACAACGGCCGCAAUGAAAUUCACGCGCUAAAUAACCUAGUUGCUGCGUUGCUCCGAUACAUCCGGGAUGUGGCACCGUCCUCGAAGCUCGCGUCGGUGGAUCUCGUUGUUGAGUAUUUCCAGGCGCUCUGUACUGCGUUUAAUAACCCGAAGCUCGCGCCGAAACUCACGCUAACGGUUGUGGAAAUGACCAAGUUUGCCAUGGCGUUGUGCAAGCAGUGCGAUCGCGCGACCGGCGGCGGAGAGAAUGGCUUUCCACGGCUCACAUUCCUCAAGUCUGCCUUGACGAGUGUCUUCACGGGUGUGGUGAUGGAGAUGAAACAGGAAUUCACCACCAAUCCAAACUACGUCAUCGAUCCCGCGCUCCACCCCACUGACCGCAAGUGCAUUAUCGUCUUCUUGGUCAACCAACUCUGCCGCGUGUACUUCACCAUCGGCGCACCCAUGUCGUGCGCCAACAUCUUCCUGAACCUCCGCACGAUUCCCUUGGCUUGGGGUUCGUUUUCGCUCGCGUUGCAGCUCGAAUAUAAGUACUGGCUUGGGCGCUACUACUUGAUCAACCAGAAUUUGGUCCAGGCGUAUGAUGCGUUGAAAUGGGCCUGGGACCACUGUCCGCACGUCCCAGGACCCAACCACACCCGAAUUUUGCGCUACUUGGUUCCUUGCGGUCUUGUGCUCGGCAAGAAACUCAAUUUCAACUCAGUUUUGGCCGACCGCACCAUUCUUCAGCUCUACCAGCCUUUAUACCACCAUCUGGCACGUGGAAACAUCUACGCAUUCAACGCGCACCUUCAUCAGCACGAGGCCAUCUUCACGCAGCACCAGGUGCUUACCUUGCUCGUUUCCAAGACCCAGAUCCUCAUCGUGCGCAACCUCUUCCGCAAAAUCUACCUCAAUCUUGGAGCCUCGCCAAAGCUCCACUACGACGCCUUGCUCGUGGGGUUACGCGUCGCCGCGACACCGUCCCUGGGUCAACCCCCGCUCCCUGCGUUGUACGACUUUUUUUCCCAUACCAGCGGUCAAACAGGUCCCCAGAAUGACUUGCUCCUCGAGAAUAUAUUGGUCGCGCUCAUAGACCAAGGCUUGAUGAAGGCGCAUAUUUUUAACUCCCUUCGCUUGGCCAACUGCGCCAAGACCGACGAUAAGGCCUGGGUCCACGUACCAACCGUCUACCGCACCCGGUUUGUGCAAAAGCAAUGAUAGAGUUUUUUUCUUCAAUGAAUAUUUAAUGUAGGUAAUUUAAUUUUAAAUGGUCG
This is a messenger RNA of Babjeviella inositovora NRRL Y-12698, 1460 nucleotides long. RefSeq lists its product as uncharacterized. Gene Ontology annotation, molecular function: double-stranded DNA binding; RNA binding. Gene Ontology annotation, biological process: poly(A)+ mRNA export from nucleus; transcription elongation by RNA polymerase II; post-transcriptional tethering of RNA polymerase II gene DNA at nuclear periphery. Bases 25 to 1404 code for a protein of 459 amino acids. The transcript has a single exon. Lineage: Eukaryota; Fungi; Ascomycota; Pichiomycetes; Serinales. Gene Ontology annotation, cellular component: transcription export complex 2. The record is from RefSeq and is a predicted model, not a curated record.